Messenger RNA from Candidozyma duobushaemuli, 1110 nucleotides. RefSeq names its product 3-isopropylmalate dehydrogenase (gene LEU2). The record is from RefSeq and is a predicted model, not a curated record. Lineage: Eukaryota; Fungi; Ascomycota; Pichiomycetes; Serinales; Metschnikowiaceae. The coding region runs from base 1 to 1110 and encodes 369 amino acids. Gene Ontology annotation, biological process: L-leucine biosynthetic process. Gene Ontology annotation, cellular component: cytosol. Gene Ontology annotation, molecular function: 3-isopropylmalate dehydrogenase activity; NAD binding; magnesium ion binding. The transcript has a single exon.
AUGGUCGACAAAAACAUCGUACUUCUUCCAGGUGACCACGUCGGCACAGAAGUUGUCAAUGAGGCCGUUAAGGUUUUGAAGGCCAUCGAGAAGUCCACUCGUCACCAGGACAUCAAAUUCAACUUUUCCACCCAUUUGAUUGGUGGUGCUGCUAUUGACGCUACUGGUGUGCCUUUGUCUGAUGAGGCACUUGACGCUGCUAAGAAAUCUGAUGCCGUUUUGUUGGGUGCUGUCGGUGGUCCAAAGUGGGGUACCGGUGCUGUCAGACCAGAGCAAGGCCUCCUUAAGAUUAGAAAAGAAUUGGCCUUGUACGCCAACUUGAGACCUUGCAACUUCGCCUCCGACUCCCUCUUGGAACUUUCUCCUUUGAAGUCGAAUGUUGUCAAGGGCACCGACUUCACUGUUGUUCGUGAAUUGGUUGGUGGUAUUUAUUUCGGUGAAAGACAAGAGCAGGAGGAGUCUACUGAUGGUGCCAGUGCUUGGGACACUGAGAAAUACAGCGUCUCUGAGGUCGAGAGAAUCACCAGAAUGGCUGCCUUCAUGGCCUUGCAACACAACCCUCCUUUGCCUAUCUGGUCGUUGGACAAAGCCAACGUGCUUGCCACUUCUAGAUUGUGGAGAAAGACAGUCGACAAGGUCAUGAGCGAGGAGUUCCCUCAAUUGACAAUCAACCACCAGCUUAUUGACUCCGCUGCCAUGAUCUUGGUGCAAAACCCUACCAAGUUGAACGGUGUGGUCAUCACCUCUAACAUGUUCGGUGACAUCAUCUCUGACGAGGCCUCGGUUAUUCCAGGUUCUUUGGGUCUCUUGCCAUCUGCAUCCUUAGCAUCUUUACCUGACACCAACAAGGCUUUUGGUUUGUACGAGCCUUGUCACGGCUCUGCUCCAGACUUGCCUGAGAACAAGGUGAACCCAGUGGCCACCAUUUUGUCCGCCUCUAUGAUGUUGCGUUUGUCCUUGGACUGUGUCAAGGAGGCCGAGGCUUUGGAGCAGGCUGUUCGUAACGUCUUGGACUCUGGCGUGAGAACCGCAGACUUGAAGGGCUCCAGCUCCACUCAGGAAGUGGGCGAUGCUAUUGCCGCUGAGGUCGAGAAGAUUUUGCUGGCCUAG